UCCGAAGGGUUCAGUUCGUUAAUGCAGGGGAUGAACGGCCGGAGUCCAGUCAGACUUUCCUCCAGAAGCUCAGAACCAGGAGAACUUUCUAUAAAAUAGGGGAAGGUUGCAGUAUUCUGGGUCCGGGUCUCCAGAACCUCCUGGUUUCGGAGUUUGGACCGAUCAGACCCGGUUCUGCUCACAUUCAGACACCAGCCAGCUGUGGGAGACUGACGGGGAUGUUUUCCUUGGCGCUGCUCGGUUCUGUUUGCUCUGCAGAACCCGCCUCUGACGUCACCGGCUGACGGGCUGGUCCAAUCAGCACCGGCUUGGGCUGGGACUUGGUCCGGUCCGCCGCUCCUGGUCCAGCAGAGGGAAGCGGCAUCAGGAGCAGCGGGAUCUUUGCGCGCCGGGUUCGGGAUGACCCACAGAGUUCGGUUCUGAUGAGGAGGGAUGGAGACGCGGGGUUCUGGAGUCCGACGCAUGUGCGCUCUGACUCUGCUGCUGGUGUCGGUCUGCCCGAUGUGCUGCAGGGCCAGCUGGAUGUGGCUGGGUGUGACCUCCGCCCCGGAGCAGCUGUCCUGCCGUGACCCGGUUCUGAGCGCGCGGCAGCGGGACCUGUGCCGCCGGAAGCCUUUCCUGCUGCCCAGCGUGCGGGACGGAGCCCAGCUGGCCGUGUCCGAGUGUCAGAACCAGUUCCGCCUGGAGCGCUGGAACUGCUCCACGUCCCGGGAGCCCACGGCCGUGUUCGGCCACGAACAAAGCAGCGGAACCAAAGAGACGGCGUUCAUCUACGCAGCGAUGGCGGCGGGCCUGGUCCACACCGUCACGCGCUCCUGCAGCCAGGGCAACAUGACCGAGUGCGGCUGCGACGCUCGACUGCGCGGCGGCGGCGGCGGCGGCGGCACGGCAGCAGAGGGCUGGCACUGGGGCGGCUGCUCGGACCACAUCCAGUUUGGAACCUGGUUCAGCCGCAGGUUCAUGGACGACUCUGUGAAGAACGUGUCGACGAGCCGAGGCGGCUACACGCUGAUCACCAUGAACCGGCACAACAGCGAGGCCGGACGACAGGCCAUCGAGAGAACCAUGUCCACCGAUUGUCGCUGUCACGGCAUCUCUGGUUCCUGCGCCGUGAAGACCUGCUGGAGGUCCAUGGCGCCGUUCCACCGGGUCGGUUCUUACCUGAAGGAGCGAUACGAGCAGAGCGUUCAGGUGUCGGACCGCUCCAGGAAGAAGACGAGGAAAAAGGACCAGCGCCGCCCCGUGGACAAGCACCAACUCAUCUACCUGAACAAGUCUCCCAACUACUGCGUGGAGGACCGGCGGCGCGGCAUCGCCGGCACCAGGGGGCGCCGCUGCAACCGGGCGUCCUCCGGGCCGGACGGCUGCAACCUGCUCUGCUGCGGCAGAGGCUACAACACGCAUGUGGUGAGGAACAUCCAGCGCUGCGAGUGCAAGUUCGUCUGGUGCUGCUACGUCCACUGCAGGCGCUGCGAGAGCAUGAACGACAUGCACACCUGUAAAUAAGCCCACACCUGGAAGCACACUGCACACCUGGGUCACACCUGGAAAUAAGCCCACACCUGGAAGCAGACUGCACACCUGGGUCACACCUGGA
Messenger RNA from Fundulus heteroclitus (mummichog), 1597 nucleotides. RefSeq names its product wingless-type MMTV integration site family, member 16 (gene wnt16). Gene Ontology annotation, biological process: cell fate commitment; multicellular organism development; canonical Wnt signaling pathway. Gene Ontology annotation, cellular component: extracellular region. NCBI's taxonomy places the organism in Eukaryota, Metazoa, Chordata, Actinopteri, Cyprinodontiformes, Fundulidae. The transcript is spliced from 4 exons. Gene Ontology annotation, molecular function: frizzled binding; cytokine activity. The coding region runs from base 433 to 1506 and encodes 357 amino acids. The record is from RefSeq and is a predicted model, not a curated record.